Molecule: messenger RNA, 1818 nt
Organism: Synchytrium microbalum
Lineage: Eukaryota; Fungi; Chytridiomycota; Chytridiomycetes; Synchytriales; Synchytriaceae
Exons: 9
Coding region: 1-1818 (605 amino acids)
Biological process (GO): cytoskeleton-dependent intracellular transport; cytoplasmic microtubule organization
Cellular component (GO): cytoplasm; centrosome
Molecular function (GO): microtubule binding; dynein light intermediate chain binding
Source: RefSeq, a predicted model, not a curated record
AUGAGCAUUGAAGCUGCUAUAGUCGCUUGGGUCAACACAUUUGACUCUGUCAUUCGCAAAGCUACUUCCAUCAAGGAUCUGGCUGAUUCUGUGAUCUUUUUUGAAAUCGUCCUUGAAAUUGACCCUCAAUACUUUAAAACACGGCCGGUCGAUGCUUCAAAGGAAAACUGGAUUUUCAAAUUCAACAACCUGAAGCGGCUUCACAAGAAUGUCAUAUCGUAUUAUGAAGAAGUGCUUCACCACACUCUUCCUAAAGCGCUGGACGUCAACCUGACAAGCAUCGCAAGGGAUCAGGAUGUGGACGAGCUGGUUAAGCUGGCUCAACUUGUCCUUGCCAUGGUUGUUCAGAGUGAGUCGAACCAGAUGUAUAUCGCCAAGAUGCAGAAACUGGAUGAAGUCAGUCAGCAGCACUUGAUGCUUUUGAUUCAGCAGGUGAUGGAUAUUCUCGGAGGUGCAGAGAGCGAAAAGUACGAAGUGAAAAAUGAUUUGCAACAACGUCCAUCUCAUUUUUUCGCUCUGACUAGAACGACAGAAGCUCCUGCUGCUACUAGUACACAACAAUCUGAAGACGCACUCAAACAACUGCGAACUCAAUUUGCUGAUCUGCAAGCUAAAUACGAUGACAAGGUCGCCGAAAAUAAUGACCUCGAAUCGCGGCUACAUGAUAUGGAAGAGUCUGUAAAGAAAUUCCGUGAAGCUGGACAAUCAGAUUUCUUGCUAAGGACUGAUAUAGAAAACCUCAGGUCAGAAUUGGAGCAAGCUGAAGCAAAGAGGCGAGAUGAUGAAGCUGUUGCAGAUCAAUUGAGGGAUACUGUCAAGGAUUUGAGUCGACAGUUGGAAGAAGCGCAUAGAAAAGCAAGUGCAUUGUCAAAGUUGAAGGAUCAGGCUGAUGAACAUCGUCAUACAGUUGAAAAGCUGCAAAAGAGUGAGGCCUUGUUGGCUCAAUACAAGAAGAGACUGGAAGGGUCUGGCGAUUUACAAAAACAGCUCAAGACUCUUGAAGAAGAAAAACAGCUCGCAACAACAAAGAAUGCUCAAAUACAAGAAGAGUAUCGUAAACUGUCAUCGUCGAAAGGAGCGAUGGAAUCAUACAAGGAACAGAUGGCUGUUUUGGAACGUAAAGCGAGUGAAGCCACAUCUGAAAAGAUAAAGGCUGAACAGGCAUUGAAGGACGCUGUGCUCAAGAUUGAUAGAUUAGAGGCUUCGAGAACGGCGGAAAUGGAGCACAUACAGUCCUUAGAGGAUUCUCUGUAUAAUAUCCAAUUAGAUGGAGGUGUUGGUGGUAUGAAUGGGCUAAAGGGUGACGACGAUUCUUUACGACAGCGAAUCUCUAUGCUGGAGGCAGAAACAGAAAAGAUUGCAUCAUACAAGGCCGAAAUAGACUCUCUGAAUGCUAAAUUGGCGUCACUUGCUGGUGCCGAAGAUUCGGCUAAAAUUGCUGAGCAGAAUGCUCUGCUUCAUAAGGCACUCAAGAAGGCUAAAGAUCACAUCCUGUCACAAGAGAAACAAAUCAAAGACCUCAAAUCCACGUCAACAUCAUCAUCACAAUCACAAUCAAACUAUGCUGAAGCCCUAACGUCUUAUGAAGCCAUGCUUCACGACAAGGACAAUGAACUUGAGAGAAUACAGAAUGAGUAUAAUGAACUAUUGCAUGCUUCGAAAAGAGAGCAAAAGCUGAUUCUUUCUGCAUGGUAUGAUUUGGGAAUGCAAUUGCAACGCAAGAAUAUGGAAAAGGGACAAGGUGGUGUACCAAAUCCAACGUCUUGGUUGGCACAACAGCGUAAAUCAUUAGAUGCUUCUAUAAAAAAGGGAUUGUAA